UGCUCGACCCACACCACCUAGAUAACAAAAGAGUUAACGGGCAUCGGCCCGAAAUUGAUAUAACCUACAAAAAAAUGCAAAUUUUUAUGAAGUGAUUUCGCAAACUGGCCAAAAUGACCUCAUAUGGGAAAGCGGAGACCGCCAAACUGCAACAAAAUCUGGAAAAUCAGCUGGAUCGGCUCGUCGAACAACUUGGAGAUUUAGAAAAUUGCAAACACGAUUUGGAUCCGGAGGAAUAUGAAGAAACCAAACAAGAGACGAUGGACCAAUUGAAAGAACUAAAUGACAGCUUAUCCAGGCUGGUUAAAGGUGAUAUAUCACUUGUUAGUGCUUUGGGGGCUGUACAACUUGCCACUCAAGCUGCCAUAUCACAAGCUUUCAAAACACCCGAAGUCAUCAGACUUUUUGGUAAAAGAGAACCAAAGCAAUUAAGAGAUAGGUUGUACAAUAUAGACCAAGAGUGUAAACUCAACAAACUGAGUAGUGAUGCUAGAGAUAGACAAAAGGCUGAAAUAUUAACUGCUUUAAGACAACUGGGUGAACAAUUGUCACGAGAGGAACUACAGUUUCUGGAAAGCCAUAACAAUAUUGCCAAUGCAUUUAAAAAUGUGGAAUUUGAGGAAGUGACAGAUGAAUAAAAAGCACAAUAGGAA
This is a messenger RNA of Zophobas morio, 653 nucleotides long. Its product is annotated as protein LZIC-like. Gene Ontology annotation, molecular function: beta-catenin binding. NCBI's taxonomy places the organism in Eukaryota, Metazoa, Arthropoda, Insecta, Coleoptera, Tenebrionidae. The record is from RefSeq and is a predicted model, not a curated record. Bases 114 to 638 code for a protein of 174 amino acids. The transcript has 4 exons.